AUGGCGAGGCAGGCGACCGUCGGCGCUGGCCUGAAUCAGCUCGAUUCAAUGAUUGGCGAGAUGUACGACAUCAAGCAGGCGACUCUUCCGACCACAAGGUCAGUGGGACACCGCUCGGCCGCCUCCUUUCUGCUGACCUCGGCGCUCGUGCUGGCGCUCAGCGUGCUGCUUCCCAUGGUCACACACCCACGCGAGCUGCUCGAGGCCGCGGGCUGGCAGCCGUCGGUGUGCGACGACUCAUGCGUGCACGCCAACGACGGCGCGUGCGACGACGGCGGCGCCUGCCGGGACGGCUCCGACUGCGGAGCAUGCGGCGCCCGCGAGGCGUCCCUUCCGGUCCCGAGCUGGGCGGUCAUCGUCGCCUCACUGGUGUCAAUUGCCGUGCUCUCGCUCGGCGUGAGCACGGUGGGCGAGAUGGCGCGGUCUGCUGGCGGCUCGUGGGGGCGCGUGCCGCUGACGGACGCCACGCUGGGCACGGCCGUGCUCAACAAGUUUGCAAACAGCGCGCAGGUGCGCGAGAAGGGGCUCAAGGUGCUGCAGUACGUGCUCAAGGCAGGCGCCUACUCGCGCCUCUUCUCUGCGGGCCUGACGAAGCAGCUCAAGGACCUCUCCAAGGCAACCUCGACCGCGCGCCGCUUCUUCAAGUUUUGCCGCUGGGACCUGAGCGAGGCGCGCGAUCAGAGCGACCGCGUGAUGCGCCUCCUGCUGUAUUUCCGCGUCGCGGCCAACUUCGGCGCCGACUGGGCGGAGGAUGUCUGCUCGCUCGAGCGCGUCGGCAUCCUGCCCGCGGGCACGCUGAGCGUUGAGUUCAUGCUCUUCGCAGAGUACUGCCAGCUCGCGCUCGCCCUCGUCGAGAUCUGGGUCACGUCGGCCCGGGCGAGAAGGGAGGCCGAGCUGUCGCUGCUCGCCGAGGAGGCGGGCGUCGCCGCGCCCAAGCUCCUCUCGCAGCAGCGCAAGCUCGCCCUCGUGCGGCUCGAGCUGGUAAAGUUCGUGUCAGACGUCGGCAAGGCCAUCUUUGACUGCGAGCUCUACUUCGCGCACGAGGGUGUCUUCAUUGGCUGCGCUCUCUUCUCCGGCAUCCUCUCGACGCACAAGAACAUGUUCAAGAUUCUGAAGUCCGGCCGGGCCAUGCGCAUGCCGGGUGGCGUCCUCGCAACAUCUGGAGAGGUGGGCAAGGCCUCUGAGGAGGCGUACGGCGUGCUGACGGUGAGCAGCAAGAUCGCUUCCGCGGCGCCAAAGCGGCGUGCGCGCGGCGGCAAGGCCAGCCGCGCGCGCCGGCUCGAGAACUUCCGGCAGCACAAGGCUGCGGCACCUGCGGCUGCUCUUGCGAUCAAAUGGGAGCAGCUCGCCUCUUGCGUCAGCAACGCGCGACUCUGCGCGACGGCGCGCGAGCGGCCUGGCUUUGUGCAGCGCAACGAGCGGGCAGCGCUGCACCAGGCGGACCCACGGCGUGCUCAGCGAGCCGCGAGCGAGGCGGAGGCAGGCCGAGUGGAAGGGUACUUUGCAAACGGCGCGCCGCGCUGGCGCUGCGCGCUCGGCCUCCCGACGCAGGUCGGCACCCUCCCGCUGCUCCUUGGGUGCGCUGUGGUGGCCCACCGUUUUGACGUGCAGCGGUGGGGCGAGCGGACCUCUCAUGGCAAGCUGUGCAGCGUGGGCGAGCGGGCGUUUGUCGCCGUCUUCCCCGCGUUCCUCCUCCUCGACUGGCAGAUCUGCGACGUCCGCGUCCUGCUGGCGGCUCACCACGUCGUCUGCCUCGCCGGGCACGCCUGCGCCGUGCUCCUGUCGGCGGGCUUCCCCUGA
This is a messenger RNA of Emiliania huxleyi CCMP1516, 1800 nucleotides long. RefSeq lists its product as hypothetical. The coding region runs from base 1 to 1800 and encodes 599 amino acids. Gene Ontology annotation, cellular component: peroxisomal membrane. The record is from RefSeq and is a predicted model, not a curated record. Lineage: Eukaryota; Haptophyta; Isochrysidales; Noelaerhabdaceae. Gene Ontology annotation, biological process: regulation of peroxisome size; peroxisome fission. The transcript has 5 exons.